Molecule: messenger RNA, 5068 nt
Organism: Solea senegalensis (Senegalese sole)
Lineage: Eukaryota; Metazoa; Chordata; Actinopteri; Pleuronectiformes; Soleidae
Gene: pwwp2a
Product: PWWP domain containing 2A
Exons: 2
Coding region: 148-2847 (899 amino acids)
Cellular component (GO): nucleus
Molecular function (GO): chromatin binding; histone binding
Source: RefSeq, a predicted model, not a curated record
CAAAGUCGGAGUCUGCCAAUCAGAGAGGACGCUCUGCCGCAUGUCCUUUGACUGACGGGAACUUCAGCCAAUGGCGGUGCGCCUGCGCAGCUGGCAGCGCUCUGAGAGGGCGGGGCUACAGUCCGCUCAGCAGCACAGCGGAAGAAAAUGGCGGCCGUGGCUGCAGAGCCAGGAGCUGCGGCGGUUCUAGUCACACCGACGUCGGCGACAGUCGACGAGGACCCGCCAGAAACGGACCCGGGACUCCCGAGAGCCGCGCAGGAGUGUGACGGGCCGCGGGAGUCCGGUCUCGCCGCACAGUUGGUCGUCACGCAGGUGGAGGAUGGUGGGGACGGGGAGGAGGAGCGCCGCCAUGUCGGGCCGGAGCUUGAGCCCGCGGCGGGAAAAGCUCUCUGUGAAAACGUCGUAACGGAUGAAAAGACCAAAAUCUUCCUAGCGGACCGGAUCAGCGUGGACCGGUUCUCUCCAGGACUCCUGACGGAUUCAGAGGGCGGCGGAAAUGUGUCGGUUCAGGCGGCGUACCGCAGCAUCCUCUCGGAUCCGCAGCCCUCCGCCGUCUUUCUUCACUCCUUCCCGGCUCCGCCGCCCGUUACUGAGGCCGGUCUGUCUCUGGCCGAACCGGCGGUACCGACCACUAAUGUGACGACAGAUCGAGUCGGGACCGCGGGCCCAGACCGGGGAUACACGGUCCUGGAGCACUCUGAGCAGAGGCCCGGGCCCGCGGAGGACGCCAUGUUGGACGUUUCGUUCCCUGUGAAGCUGGACUCCCAUCCCGGGUGCGUUAAAAAUUCUGCGGGGAACGAGGAACCGGCGCACCGCGGCCUCAGGGACGAGUCCCCGCAGAGACGCCUGACUACGGACACCGUGAAGCAGGAGGAGUCCUCGCGACUCGAGCCAGCGCCAGAACCGGGGAUCGCCGGUGCUCCGUCACUCGCUUCCGUUCAGGAUCUGAAUCCCGGGUCCGAGGUCCGGGUCUGCCUGGAUCACAUCAUCGAUGACGCGCUGGUGGUGUCCUUCCGCCUGGGGGAGAAGAUUUUCUCCGGGGUUCUGAUGGACAUUUCCAGAAGGUUUGGACCAUAUGGAAUCCCAAUCUCUGUGUUUCCUCGCCGUGAUGACUGCAGUCGACCUCAGAUGACCCCUCAGGCGCUGCCCAUCACCAUCGACAACCCGUCCACCAAACAAGAAAUGACCCCUCCCUCCUCCCACCCCUGGUCCUCCAAACCGCCGCCAUUGUUCCAGGAGGGGGCGCCGUACCCUCCCCCUCUGUUCAUCAGGGACACGUACAACCAGGCGUUACCUCAACCGCUGCCGCGCAAGAUCAAACGUCCGAGGCGUCGUUAUCGCUGCGAGGAGCCGACCUCCAUCAUGAAUGCCAUCAAGCUCCGCCCCCGUCAAGUGCUUUGUGACAAGUGCAAAGGUGUGGUGGUGUCUGGCGGCCACAGGGAGGCGCGGCGGGGGCCGGUGGAUCUGAGGGGCGAGGAGGCGUCGCGGCGGCGGAAAGCGGCCGAGGCACCACUGUCUGCUGAGGUGAAGAGACUGAGGAGUGACGACAGAGGAGGACGUGGCACCACCGCCACCGACAGACGGGCGCCAUCAGGGAUCUGCAUGUCAUCUUCAUCGUCGUCGUCCUCGCGCCGUGUGCUGAGGGGCGUGGCUUCGUCUUCAUCCUCAUCCAGCCACAUGCGUCUGAAACUGAACGCUAAGAAACCACUCACCAAAGCUUCUGUCGGCGAGCGUUCCAAAGGAACACCGGUUCUCAAGCUGGCGAGGAGCUCGGACCCCCCACUUCGCCGGCCCAAAGACCAGAACCAGACACAGAACCAGGACCGCACCAGGGCGGUUACAAGAGCUGCCGCAUUGCAGAACCACAACCAGAGGGUCCACUUCACCCGCCGCCUACAGCACCUCAGUGGUGCUGCCAGCGGCGCCAGCUCCCACGCGGCGCUGCCGCCCAGAAUGCGCCUCAAACCCCAAAGGUAUCGUACCGAUGACAGCCAGGCCCCGCCCUCCUCUCCCCCGCCCAAACACAGCGCUCGGUUGUCACCUCCCAAAUCUACUCUAAGCCCCGUCUCCACUGUGGAUCUGGUCCUGCCCACUGCUCCGCCCUUAGCCUCCACCUGUGCAGUCAGUGUUGCUGAGGAGACGCUGGAGGGCGGUUCUGCAGUGGAGGAGAGUCCAGAUCAGGGAGAGAGAGGAGCACCCCCCUCCUCCUCCCACUCAGAAUGCAGUUCCACAGAGACGUUUGAAACCCCGCCCUCUAUAGACCCGUCCUCCUUUCCCUCCUCCCACCCCCCUGCUCCCUCCUCCUCCUUGUUAGAACCUCAGUGCCACACCUCCUCCUCGCCACCCCCUCCUCCCCCCAGGUCUGACGGCGAGGAGCCGCAGGUCGGCGUUGAAGAGGACGAGGACGAGGGAGGUGAACGAAAACGGCGCCGUAAGUCUUCCACAUCCUCCUCCUCUUCCACGUCUUCGUCCUCGUCCUCCGUCUUCUCCAAGGCGGUGUCCAAGUGCUCGCUACCCGACGGUCGGACUGUGUGCGUCGGUGACAUUGUCUGGGCAAAGAUCUACGGUUUCCCCUGGUGGCCGGCCCGCGUGCUUGGCAUCACGGUGGCACGGCGCGGCGACACAGGGCUGUCGGUGCGGCAGGAAGCGAGGGUGUCGUGGUUCGGUUCUCCCACUACCUCCUUCCUGCCGCUGGUGCAGCUUUCGCCCUUCCUGGAGACGUUCCAGUCUCGCUUUGACAGGAAGAGGAAGGGACCCUAUCGCCGCGCCAUCGCAGAGGCCGCGAGCGCCGCCAAACAGCUGACGCCUGAAGUGAGAGCCCUGCUCACACAGUUUGAGACGUAGCAUACAAUAAUUAGGCCCCGUCCCCCCGCAGGUGGUGGUGAGGCAGAUGAUGUUUCUGAGAGGAGGCGUGGCUUACCUGUCACUGUUUGGGUGUGGCUUAUCGCUGCCAUCUCCGUCCCGUGUCAGGUGUCGUUAGGGUGAGAGUCCAGGCUUCUGAUUGGUUCAGAACAUGCUCAUUUACAUAAUUAGUAAUCGAGAAAAAUUGUUGUAUCGAUCACAAUCAGGUGACUGAUGGUCGUGAGAAACACUGACAUAAUGAUGUCACUUCCUGUUUCCUGUUGGUUCUGCUGAAAAAAAGUGGAAAAAAAAAAGAUUAUUAUGGUGUUCAAACUGAGGCCCGGGGUCCAGAACACGGUCCAGGUAAUUCCCUCUGAUCAAUACUGUGACAUCCUGUAUCAGACCCAUGUCCCCCAGUCCUGUCUCAGACCCAGGUCUUCAUAGUGCUGUAUCAGACCCGGGUCCCUGAAGUCCUCUAUCAGACCAGGUCCCAUGAUGCAACAAAAAUCCAAACUCUCACACGAUAAUUUUAUCGAAUGUGAAGGGUCAGCUGUUUAUCGUGGUGAAGCACUGCUCCACCACAGAGGGGCGUGUCAUCUCUGUUGAUUUUUGAACUUUUUUUCGCGGUGAUGUGUGUGUGUGUGUGUGUGUGUGUGUGUGUGUUUGUGUGAGAUAAGACGUCGUAAAUGUGGUGUCGCAGUUUUACCGCGGCGGCUCCAGUCAUCACGUUUUCUUGAUUAAAUAUAUUUGUGCUGCUGAGGAUCAGUGUUAGAACAGACAGAGGGUCAUGUGACCGAUGAUGAAGGUGACUCCUCCCCCUUUCUGCUGUGUCGGACUCUUUUACCGUCUGUUUGCAGAUCAGAGAGUCCACGUCUGUACAUGUUUGUUUUUAUUUUCUUCUCAUGUUUUAAAUCUGUUAAUAAACUUUCAAACUUCUCUCUGAUUCGUCGUCGUCAUUUAAACUUCCUCUACUUUCUCUUCUUCUUCUGUGGUGCUUUUGCUGCAGCAGUGAGGGCGGAGCCUUUCUCACCUGCAAACAGAUGUUUGGUAAACGGGUUCAACACCGCAGGCCGUGUUUUUCUGCUCGUGACAUGUUAGUCUUUUAUUUUGAAUCGGGAAGUUCACAGGCGGCUCCUAUUGGCUGAUCCCAGCUGUCAAUCACACCGCGUUCAAUAGAAACCACUGAUUGGGAUGUUAACUCUCGUCCCCUGGUGGACAACUGCUGUUACUGUCCUGCAAAGUCUACCAUCUCCACCUCUCAGUUAAUCACUAGUUAACCACUAGUGUUAACUUAUCUAACGAUAAGCUCAUCAUUAGUUUUAAUUUUAACUAAUCAAGUAAUUAUAACUUACUUUUAAAGUGAAUUAAUUAGUUAAUCAUUAGAUCAUUAGUUAACUAAGUUAAUUAGUUAAUCGUUAUUUGGUUCUUAAACAAAAAGUUAUCCAUACAUGUAACGCUGACUAAUAAGCGUUUAAUGUCAACUAAUUGUCAAGUAAUGAUUCAUUGUUGGUUCAUUAGUUUACAAGUUAUUGGUUAACUUAUUUGGUAAUCUUUAGGUCAUUGGUUAACUUAUUAACCAUUCACUUAAUGUAAGUGAUUAACCAGAUUUUAUUAACUAAUCGUUAGCUUGUAGUUAACCAUUUACUGAGCAAUUAACUAGAAAUUCAAUUUAAACUAAAUAUGAAUCAUUGUCAAGAAGUCGUUCAGUAUUGAUGAAUGAUUAGGUUGUUAGUUAAAGGCUAACUAUUAGUUAACUAGUAAUGUUAAAUUAUGACCUAAUACUUAACUAGUUACUCGUUUUUACUAGACUACUAGUUUUCAGUAGUCAUUAACUAAUCAUAAGUUAAACAAUAACUUGAUGUUAGCUAAUUAUUAGUUAGUAGUUUACAAGUCUUUAACUGGUAAUUAGUUAACCAUUGACUAAUCACAAUAAUUAUCUUGUUAGUUUAUGUGUGUGUGUGUGAUUGUGUGUGUGAGUAGAUGCUGUUGUGAGUCACAUGACAUCAGCCAAAGAGGCGGAGUCUACUUAUGUCUCUUUCAACGUUUGCGUUUUUUUCUGUGCAGGCGCGAUAUUAGAGUUUCCAUGGCAACCGGGUCUGAUGCAGAGAGCAGGUUACCAUGAUGUCAAAAAACUUUAUUGAUUUAUUAUUGAUAUGUCAGGGUGUUGAUUAAUGUGAUCAUGUGAUUGUGAUCCACCUGCUGAUGACAUCAUCACUGUCUCUCU